Messenger RNA from Pseudonaja textilis, 2887 nucleotides. The record is from RefSeq and is a predicted model, not a curated record. NCBI's taxonomy places the organism in Eukaryota, Metazoa, Chordata, Lepidosauria, Squamata, Elapidae.
AUGUCUACCGCUUUAGAGGUGACACAUCGUCUGGGAGAGAACACAAAGACAGCAGAACCUUUCCUCUUUUGUGGAUUUACCUUGCCUGAGAUUAUUGAAGAAACAGAAUAUAUUAAAACGAUUCGUUCCACGCUAGCAAAAGUGAAGCCUCUGUUAUAUAAAAAGGAAUUCAACCAUAGCAUUGCAAAUGGCACGCUGGAUUCAAAGCUACAUGUUACAGAAUCUGGAUUGGUCCCUGAGGAAGAGAUGCUGUCUUCCAAGAACGAGGAGACCUUAAAAAAGAUUAACAAAGCAGAAGAAGAAUUAGUAUGGAUGAAUAAAGAAAACGAAAAGCUAAAGAUGAAGCUCGAAGCUUUAAGGGCCACCGGUGCUGAGUGUGUGAAGCAUGGCUCCCGAAAGCUGCAUGAGACUUACACAAAACGCUCUGAAGACCUGAAGAAAAGACACGAAGGAGUCAUAAAUACAAUGAAGGCCCGCAACCUUGAGCAAGAGCAGAUCUUAAAGCAAAGCACAGACAGCCUCAGACAGCUAAGCACACAGCUGAAUGAGAAAUAUGGCCAGAUUGAAGAACUGGAAAAACGAGUACAAAGGAUGAAAGAGGAAAAGAAAACACUGGAUGAAAACAAACAGCUUUUAAAAAAGAAGUUGCAUCAGAUGAUGUCAAAAGCUGAGAAUGCUCAAAGCUGUGUAAAAGUUCAGUCAGAGAUGUGUGUUCUUCAGGAGCAAAUUACUCACCUGGAUCACGUCAUCCAUUCUCAGCACCAACACUUGCACAAUCUGAUACACCAGAUCGAGGGGCUGAAUAAUGAACUGAAAUAUCAGGAUGAAAGAAUAGAAAACUUAAAAGACCAGGUAGCAGUGCUUCAAGUAAAGAACAAGGAACUGAAGUGUCAAGUGGAAUUCUACAAGAGCCAAUCAAAACCAAAAAUUUCCAAAGCUGUUUGCACAAGGAUUGAUGAGAACUUGCCGUAUAAUGUAAUAUCCAGACUACACCAUUGAACUAUUCCUACGAGGUCUGAACCUUCCUCAGAUCCACUAAAAGGAUGGUUAUCUCUUUCCAGAAUAACUUUUCUAUGCAUUUCCAUUGGAUUUACCAGCACUUCGGCGUCACCUGACAAAAAUAAUCUUUUGAGUUAAUGAAUGGAAUCUCAAGAUGGUCUUUUUAAGGGAAGAAGUAAAUUGAGAUGUGACAGAAGACAUCCAGGAGGCUGGGACAUAUUGGAAGGAGAUAGACCAUUUUUAGUCAUCUAUGGGCCCAUUAUUAGAAGCACUGUGGUUGUUCCUACCAGUGAUGGAAAUGCAUUGGCUUCAGAGCUCAUUAAUUCAUAAGGACCAAUUACUUCCUGCAAGUUCUGUAACGGGCAUCUGAAUCUACACUGAAGAAUAUUACGGUGGACUAAGGCACCUGGAUUAAAUAUAUGAUGUGAAGCUCAAAUAUGUCGUCCAGCUGAUCCACAACUGACUAAUAUUAGUUUUGUGAGAAUUCUCUCUUCCUGAUCAUGGAUACCAGGCGAGAGAGAGAGAAAGAAGAUGAAUGAGCACUUGUGUGGAGAUUGCAUCAAUCUAACAGAAAAAAAAAAAACCUCUCAUCACACCAAAUUGCAGCUGUUAGUAUUAUAUUUUAUGGAGAAUUAUGAGUAAAGCGAGCCUUAGAAAACCUUGAAUGGAGAUACCCCUUUGCAGCAUUCCCACACACUCACCUUAGUGUUUUUGAAUCUGGCAAACUAUCACGUUGUUGUGUAAAAUGAUAAUUUUGCAAAUGAUGUUUCUGAAGGAAGUAAAACCCCUCUGGGAAGGGCCUCUAAGCACAGAGGAGCCACAGUCCUGAAGCCAUCCCUGUGUCAUGAUUUAGAAUAGCUAAAAUGUAAGUGUUGAGCUCUUCUAAGGCAAGUUCACCAAGCAGUGGAUAUAUAUAUAGAGAGAUGUAUCUUUCAUUUAUACCUCUAUAAAAACAGAUCGUACAUUUGGCUAGGCCCUGUUUUAUGGCAGCGCAAGAGCAAGUUUCCCCAUAAUUAAAUGAAUAAAUUAUUUAUUUAUCUAUAAUGAUGAUAACAUCCUCAGAUUACCUUUCAAGAGCAGCUUGCCAAGACUGUCAAAGCGUAAUGACAAAAUGGACAAUCUAAACGCCAUGAAACCAAGAAAGCUCCGUGGUAUAGUUAUCAGGAUAAGAACGGCAUCUAAAGAUCUCAAGGCCAGUGGCCAGUGUGAUAAUGAAAAGUAAAGUUGGUGGUUCUUUGGCCCACAGCAAGAUUUAUGCUUAAAUCCGGCUGGACCAUCUUUUGCACUGUAGCAAAAUAAAUAACUGGUACAAUGUUCAAUCCAUUAUUUAAGACGCAAGACCGUAAGGUAAGCUUGUGUACACUGUGUAUAAAAACUAUGAAUUUAGCUGAAGGCAACCUUGUCAGCGUAAUGAGCGUAACCAUGAUUUGAUUCCCUGGAUUCCUGGGAAUGAGUCAGGAAUGCAAUGAAACUUCUUUCUUCUCUGUUUCAUUCCAACCUUCUCUCUUCACUUUCUCAAAAACAUCAUGUUUUCCAAGGCAGGGCUCACCACAGAGCACUCACCACUCCCUUCAGGGCGCAGCCGCAUUAGCCUUUCUGCCUUAAAUGUGUGCCUAUUUGGGGGUAUUUUCUGCUUUCUUGCUCCCUACACUUGAGCAACCAGAAAAUCUGAUAAGCACCCACUACUUAUGCAAAUGGAGCUGCGCAUCCUUGCGCAUGCGCCUACCACUCACACAGAACUAUCUCCCUUCCCCUACUACCAAGCCACCAAGCUGGAAAGUUCCAAUCUUACAUGGCCAUGAUGGCGAACCUAUGUCACGUGGGCCACAGGUGGCACGCAGAGCCAUUUGUGUGGGCACAUGAGCCCCAGCCAAAUUUACCUGCAGUG